AUGCCUCAGCGCCACAUCAUACGAGGACUAAAGGUGGACUGGGAGUUAAAGGCUGAGCACAAGGAGGCUGCUGAGUCUGAGGUCACUAAGGCGUUGGAGGCUGUUGCCAAAAUGGACGAAAGUCUUAAGAAGGAUUUGAAGAAAGUUAGGGAUGAUAUCAAAAGUGAGAUAGGGAAUGUGAUUCAGAAGUUGGGAGUUUUGAAGUUGGAUGAAAAUGUGAAGAGUGAUUUGGGGAUUUUGAGGGGGAUGAUUGAGGAGCUUAAAAGUAAAGUGGAAGUUAAUAGUAACAGCCUUGUUCAAGGCGAGUUGGAUAAGCUUGCACAAGAGAAGAAAACUCUUGAAAAUGUUACUGGUAGUCCAAAUGGUUCAAUUCAUAAGGCGAUGAGUGAGCUGGAAAGUAAUUUUAAAACUGCGAUCCAAAGUCCGCUUAACGAGAAAGUAGAUGUUGACUCGGCGAUUGGGACGCUUGGCGAGAAGUUUACUGGGCUUAACGGUGAGGAUAAAAAGACAUUUGAAAAGAUUUUCGGGCAUAUUAAAGAUAAGGUUGGGGAGAUUAAGGGGAACGGAGGAACUCAAAAAGGUCUAGAUGGGAUUGUUGCGAAAGUGAAGGAUCUUGCUCGGCGGUUCGUUAAGGGACAUGGAGAUAAUGGUUUUGAGCAUCGAGUAGGCGGAUGGCUGGAAGGUAUAAUAGGGAAUGGGAAAAGGCCAAGGCAAGACGGGUAUAAGAAAGGGCUGGACGCUGUGAACUCUUGGCUUGGGCAGAAUGGUGGUGCGGCAGUGAGAGAACAAGUUAAGAAAAAAAUUAUGGAACAGCUCACAUCCCAAAUUGGUGCAGCUCAGGGGAAGAUUGAUGAACUAAUUAAAAAUAAAAUUGACCAAAACAAAAUCACACAAAAUCUGGACGGCAUCAAGCAGGCUUGCGAAACAUUUGUCAGCGGUCUUGAUGAGCAGAUUAAGCAGGGGGCAAUUGACGGAUUUGCCUCUGCGAUAGCCGGGAGGAUCGAGGGUAAACCUAAAUCCACCAACCCUAAUCUCAAGUCUGCCAUCGAAUUCGCCCUCGUUGCGCUCUGCGCUUCUGUGAGGCAGGUUGGUAACGAACUCCAGUCAUUAGGCAUCGACAAGUUUGGCAAGCUUUUGGACGCUAUAAUGCCGACUGUAGAUAUGCUUAAUGAGAACCUUAAAGCUGCAAAUCAGCAACAACUCACAUCCUCCGGCCAGAAGGAAAGCCCCGCCCAUGCCGUGGACAGUAGGUUCUAG
This is a messenger RNA of Babesia ovata, 1257 nucleotides long. RefSeq names its product Extracellular matrix-binding ebh, putative. The record is from RefSeq and is a predicted model, not a curated record. Lineage: Eukaryota; Apicomplexa; Aconoidasida; Piroplasmida; Babesiidae. The coding region runs from base 1 to 1257 and encodes 418 amino acids. The transcript has 2 exons.